AAUCUACAAUAAAAUUGAUGAAACUUUUAAAUUUGCAGACAUUAUUACAUUGCAUAUACACACAUGUUGUACUAUAGGGUGACUGUAGUGUAGUAUUUUACAUGACAUCAUACUAUACAGUUGUGUCAUAUCACGAAAAGCUUUACUGCAACCUUAAAUAUUGGGCAACAUAGCGUAACCUUUAAUAUUGGGCAAUGUUAAAAACAUAAACUACGGACAAUCUAAGCAGUUACUAUGUUCAAUAACAUCAGUAUACGUUUACUGUUUCUAAAUUGUAAAAUUAGUUAAAUAUUUUCAGUAUUUCGCUUUUGAGAUUCGUGUCUUGUUUAACCAGACGUGGCAAUAAGACAGUGUUGACGCCCGGUAAGCAAAUAUUUUAACCUAUCAGAGUUGAAUUUGAUUAAAGCGCUACUACGUGAAAAAAAACAUGUUAACACCACUUAAACAUAAUUUUCGUUUAUUACGAAUUUAUUAAUCUUCACAACAAUGUACACCAGCAUCACCAAGUACCUUAAACCUGGGUUACAAGAAAUUUGUCGGAAACACUGAUACAUUUCAUUAAACAGCUGGCAAAACUACAACAAUCGUAAACUGUGACGACAAAAUAGAAACUGUAUAUAUACAAUCAUAAUUCAAGAUUAAUAAAAAAUACGCAAUUGUUUUGUCAUACAAUAGUUUUAAUGUGGUUUUGUGUGUUUUAUGAUUUAAUUGAUUCCGAUCAGCCUGGUAUUGGCUGUUUGGAUUUUGAUUGCGAUAUAUUACUGUCAUACAGAAGGAUUAUACAAUGACGAACCUCAAGAAUAUUCCUGUACAUCAGAAAGUCGACUUAUGGGCUUCCUUUUCAGCUAUCUUGCUGCUAUGGAACACUCCAUUCAUGUUCUCUGUGGUGACCAACAACCACUUGCGACUCUUCUUUCCCAACGAGAUGUUGAUGCAUGGACCUAUCCUUAUCAACACUUCUGCCGCUGAAUCCGACCCAUAUCGUUUGCAAUGCAACCCCCACUUCAAAACGUUUUACCAAAAUGAAUCCUAUUUUACGUCACAGUUUAAGGGGGAAGUUUUGGAGAAGGCCAAAUCUGAAGAGUUUUUGGCGCUACCGGACGUACAAUCCAGCUUGUUUGAAUUAAAAAAUGGAACCAACCAAAGCAGAAUUUUGUUUGCAUUUCGGGCGUCUGAAAUUUGUGAACUGAUUUUACCCAACCUUGAAACUGGAGGAUGCAUGAGAUAUGACAAGAUCGUGAGUGAUUGCUUGGAUGGUGACUGUGGAACGGACCCAAACUUGUGCUGGUGGUCAUCAGCAAAUUUUACUUACUUAGCCGUCAUGACACAUGCCUUUCUCUUUCUACCCGGCUUUGUGUUUGUGUUGCUGCUCUUGUAUGACCCGCCGAUAAUUGGACUUGGUUGGAUCACCAAGCCCAUUUUGCCAGCUUUUUGCCUCACGGUAUCCGGUUUGGUCGCCCUUAUCUCUGCUGUUGUUACAGCUCUAAACAUAAGCAAAUACGUUCGGCAACAAAUCUUAUACGAUACCUACCCUGGCUUUGAACCAACAUACGGUACGUCGUGGUACUGUGCGAUCGUGGAAGGCAUUGGCACAUUUGGAGCUGGCGUCUGUUUCAUAUACGUGGCAUUUUGUACCCCUCCUUAUCCCAGAAACGGAAACCGAGUUCGAAAGCGCCGUGAACUUUUUGCCGAAAAUUUGGAAAAGCUUGGAAAGACAGAAAAGAUCGUCUAAGUCGAAAAUUCUUUUAGGUUUAGUUUGUUGUUUUACCCCGGCUUUGUUAAUACAAAUUUGGUUAAAGAUUUUGCAAAAUA
Messenger RNA from Ciona intestinalis (vase tunicate), 1812 nucleotides. RefSeq lists its product as uncharacterized. Lineage: Eukaryota; Metazoa; Chordata; Ascidiacea; Phlebobranchia; Cionidae. The record is from RefSeq and is a predicted model, not a curated record.